This is a messenger RNA of Equus quagga, 471 nucleotides long. RefSeq names its product RNA polymerase-associated protein LEO1-like. Gene Ontology annotation, cellular component: nucleus; Cdc73/Paf1 complex. The coding region runs from base 63 to 386 and encodes 107 amino acids. The record is from RefSeq and is a predicted model, not a curated record. The transcript is spliced from 3 exons. NCBI's taxonomy places the organism in Eukaryota, Metazoa, Chordata, Mammalia, Perissodactyla, Equidae. Gene Ontology annotation, biological process: transcription elongation by RNA polymerase II; positive regulation of transcription elongation by RNA polymerase II. Gene Ontology annotation, molecular function: RNA polymerase II C-terminal domain phosphoserine binding.
UGAGAGAUUUUUGUCCAUUCCCUGGCAGACCUCACUCUACAGACAGUGCCACACACAGAAAGAUGACCCUGCCACUUGCUAAUAGAUGCUCAAGGACACAGAUUAGAAUCUUACCAAUGGCCGGUCCUGAUCCCGAAUGCCAUCGCACGGAAAUGAUUAAGAAAGAAGAAGAACGUCUGAGAGCUUCUGCUCACCAGGAGACAGUCCAUCCGCGGGCGAAGCAGACCCAGCAGGGGCCGAGUGUCCCCUACCAGGACCCCAGCAGUGACGAGGAGGAGGAGGAGGAAGGCAACGAAGCCGUUAAAAACCACGACCCAGGGGAACUCCGAGGUGGCGAGCCCUCCAGAAAGAGGAAAGUGGAGGGGGAAGAGGAAGAGGACGACUGAGGCAGAAAAUGUGCCCUCACUGGAUAUCUUGUUCUCAACAGUUUGUUUUAAAACAAUGAAAUGCCUUGUUUUGACUGAAAUGAAC